AUGGCGACGGUCGCUCGCUGCGCACGUCACAUCAGUCUCUCGGUCCUCCGCGCGCCCGGUUCCAAUCACGCGCUCUCCCGGCGCCCGCUGCGCGCGACCACGACGUGGGCUGCUCUGCGCUCCGUGCCGCCGCGCAGCCGCGCGCUGACGGAUCGGCGGCGCAGCAAGACCACGCGGACGCAUGCAAGCGGUGGCGAGGAUGCGGCGGGAGAGGGCGCGACGGACGGCUCAGACGGCGGUUACUGGACCAUCAGAGAGCCUCACGGUGCGGAGACGGAGGCCAAGAAGUCGCGGUUCGUGGCGUUCGCGUGGCCAGUGUCCUCAGGCGACGAAGCGCUCGCGCGCGUAGAGGAGGCGUCCGACCCGUCGGCGUCGCACAACUGCUUCGCGUGGCGCAUCGGUGCACGGGGCCUGGACUAUCGCAGCAGCGACGACGGCGAGCCCGGCGGGACCGCUGGGCGGCCCAUGCUGUCCGCGAUCGAGGGCGAGGGCAUGUCGGACGUGUGCGUCAUGGUCACGCGGUACUACGGAGGCACGAAGCUGGGCACCGGCGGCCUGGCGAGGGCGUACGGCGGCGCUGCGCGGGAGGUCUUGCGGGACGCCCGGGAGCGCGGCAAAGCGGCGUACGCGCGCCCGAAGAAGCGCAUUGAGGUCGAGGUUCCGUACGCCAUGAUCGGCGCUGUGUACCAGGUGCUAGAGCAGGCAGGCGCCACGCGGCUCGGGGAGGAGUUUGACGCGGAGACGGCCUCGGUAAUCGCGGAGGUGGUCGCAGACGCGGCUACGCAGCUCGAAGACGCGUUGAAGAACGCUACGAGCGGGCAGGCAGGGGUGCAUGUGGGGGACAGCUGA
Messenger RNA from Pedinophyceae sp. YPF-701, 849 nucleotides. The record is from the annotation of a GenBank genome assembly. Lineage: Eukaryota; Viridiplantae; Chlorophyta; Pedinophyceae.